Molecule: messenger RNA, 228 nt
Organism: Spirodela intermedia
Lineage: Eukaryota; Viridiplantae; Streptophyta; Magnoliopsida; Alismatales; Araceae
Source: the annotation of a GenBank genome assembly
AUGUUUGCCUUUCGACUCAGUAACAGCUUCACAACUUCAAUAUGCCCUUCACAGGCGGCAAUAUGUAGAGCAGUCCGCCCGUCCAGAUCAAUACUAUUGACAUCGGCGCCUUCAUUCAGCAAGUCCUCCACUCCCUUGACAUCUCCCUUGCAAGACAUGAACAGAAGUUGCAUCGUGAAGUCCAGAUUCUCGGGGACUGUCAGCUCUUCCCUGACGGAGCUCCUAUGA